CAACAAAAAAAAUGUCAUCAUCAACAUUACCACCACCACCACCAUCAACCUCGCAGCCGCUCUCCCUAGCAGCCGCCGCCUCCUUCCUCGCCGAAAAAGCCCGCUCCACCUCCCAACUAAUCGACAAGACCCUUCUUCCACCUCCAUCCAGACCCAUUACCGACCCUUGGAACCCCUACCCUUCCAACCCCUCCCUGACCAGGCUGACCAAGCUCUCAGCCAAGCUCCUCCAAUUCAACCAGCACGCCAACACGCUCGGUGACUGUCUGACCAGCGCGGCUAGUGCCGGCGUAGCUGACGAGCUGGCCAGCACGCUGGACAAGGCGCUGACGAGGUGUGAUCAGGGCGUGGAGGUGGUUAGCGGGCAGGUGGAGUGGCUGGGGAGGGACGACGUAGGUACGGAUGUGUUGCAGCUCAAUCAGCCGGGGACGGGGAAAGGGAAAACGGAGGUUGAUGGACAGGUGAUGGAGGAGUAUGCGGACUUGUUGAUUGCCUACUCAAGAUUGUUCAUCUUUGGGUCGCAGAUUGUCAUUUUGGACAAAAACGAGCAAGCGGAGUGGAUGGCUAAGGCGGAUGUUGACAAGAUGAUCAACAGGGCUGAAGAGUCGGCGAAAAAGGUGUUGCUUGGGAAGAGCAUCCUUAGGCAGCUGUAA
Neurospora tetrasperma FGSC 2508 is the source of this 653-nucleotide messenger RNA. RefSeq lists its product as uncharacterized. Lineage: Eukaryota; Fungi; Ascomycota; Sordariomycetes; Sordariales; Sordariaceae. The record is from RefSeq and is a predicted model, not a curated record. The transcript is spliced from 2 exons. Bases 12 to 653 code for a protein of 213 amino acids.